GUCCGAUUACGUCGCUCGGAAGCGUUCCACUUGGGUGAACGCUGAUAAGAGUUGUAGAAGCUGCUGUACAAAAUAUUGGUUCCAAUGCCCAUCUUCGAGGCACUACAUUUUGUCCAAUGAUAAGGCCGGUAACCCAGCAGUGACGUCUCACACCAGCCCCGUGCAAUUACACCCUUCCGCCGCUUCACAAAGUCCGUUCCCGCAUCGACGCUUCCCCGGAUCGUCGUCGUGUGCGUGCCUCGUGCGAACGAGACAGCACUCUCCGCCGAGGAUCUCCCCAAUCCCGAUCCCCAUCCUCACCAGACCUACCGAACCCAACCAACACUGGACGAAAUCCUUCUCGUAUGCCAUAACCAUGGGUAACUCGCCAAGCCGCGUCACGGCGCAAGACAAAGCAAUCCUCGACCUAAAAACCCAGCGUGACAAGCUCCACCAAUACCAGCGUAAAAUCACCGUCCUCACCGACCGAGAAACUGCCAUCGCGCGCCAGAUGUUGGCCAAGGGCGACAAGCAGCGGGCGCUCCUCGCUCUCCGACGCAAAAAGUACCAGGAAACUUUGCUCCAAAAAACCGAUGCGCAACUGGAGCAACUGGAAAAACUAACCUCAAGCGUGGAGUUUGCGCUAAUACAAAAGGACGUAUUUUUUGGUCUGCAGCAGGGGACAAAAGUGCUGAAAGAGAUACACGCCGAGAUGGGAGGGUUAGAUCACGUCGAGAAGAUGAUGGGAGAGACGGCAGAGGAGAUUGCUUAUCAACAGGAAGUAAGCGAAAUGUUAGGAGGUCGCAUCUCCAACCAGGACGAAGACGAAGUCGAAGAAGAGUUGGCGGCUUUGGAGGCCGAGGUGGCUGCGAAGAACCAACGGGUGCCCGUACAGCCAGUACCACAAGUGCCGCUACCAAAUGUUCCCGAUACCGAGUUAUCGUCACCGUUGAGAGCGGAAGAAGAGGAGAGACAGCAGCGGCAACGGCAACGACAAGAGGAGAGACAGGCCAUGCUGGCCUGACGAUGAUUUAUGAUUAUAUAUCCACAGAGGUGAGAGGUGUUUCGGAGUUUUUCAAUAAAAGGUCUUUGGGUUUGAUAUGGUUGGGGGCAUGAGGAAGCCGGUUUGGAGAUUACCGUGAAUACCCAUCUUUACGAUUUCCGAUCUUGGGUUGGUUGGGAAAGAGAAAUGAGCUCGUCGAUCCACCUUCUGUCCACAAACCUUGGAUACCUUCACGUUCGUAAUCUAGUAUUAUCACUCAUCUCCGUAUCGAAAGUUGACUGUCCGAAUUGAAUACGCAAAGUUCAAUGCUAC
This is a messenger RNA of Neurospora crassa OR74A, 1294 nucleotides long. Its product is annotated as SNF7 family protein. Gene Ontology annotation, cellular component: ESCRT III complex; multivesicular body. Gene Ontology annotation, biological process: vesicle budding from membrane; late endosome to vacuole transport via multivesicular body sorting pathway. Lineage: Eukaryota; Fungi; Ascomycota; Sordariomycetes; Sordariales; Sordariaceae. The record is from RefSeq and is a predicted model, not a curated record. The transcript is spliced from 3 exons. Bases 356 to 1003 code for a protein of 215 amino acids.